AUGGAAGGCAAGGAAGUGUCAACUACAAUGGAUUAUACCAUCAAACUGACAAAGAGUACCGUAACUCCUCUAAGCUCAAUAGCAGAGUAUAGAAGACUAGUUGAAAGAUUGUUAUAUCUAACCAAUACAAGACCAGAUAUAGGGUAUGCAGUUGAAAGAUUAAGCCAAUUUUUGGACUGUGCUACUGACAAGUACUUUGAAGCAGCCAUAAGGGUACUCAAAUAUCUCAAGAAUGAGCCAGCAUUAGGAUUGAUGUUCUCAUCUCAAAUAGAUUUAGAGCCUACUGAUUUUUCGGACAGCGACUGGGGUACAUGCUCAGACACUAGAAGAUCUAUAUCGGACUAUUGUUUCUUCAUAGGAACAUUUAUUGUAUCAUGGAAAAGUAAGAAGCAAAAUACAGUGGCAGUGUCAUCGUGUGAAGCAGAAUACAGGGCCCUUGCCAUGGCUACUAAAGAAGUACAGUAG
Arachis stenosperma is the source of this 465-nucleotide messenger RNA. RefSeq lists its product as uncharacterized. The record is from RefSeq and is a predicted model, not a curated record. The coding region runs from base 1 to 465 and encodes 154 amino acids. Lineage: Eukaryota; Viridiplantae; Streptophyta; Magnoliopsida; Fabales; Fabaceae. The transcript has a single exon.